AUGGAUCGCAAUCAGGCAGCUCGAUCGCCGCAAGCAGAGUCAAUAAUUGGACCUGCUCUCAAGGUUGGUGCUCUUUCUGGAGCAGCUGGAUUUGUCACCGGUAGUGUUGCUGGUGUCAUUCGAAAUUCUCCCCCUCUUCUGUUUGGUAUUGGCUCUGGCAUUCAGUGGUUCGGCUUGGGCACAACCUUUUGGGGUACAAGGAGCUUCAUCUUCCAAGCAUGGGACACUGGCAAGGGCUUGACGAAGAGCGACAAGGUCUCUGCCAGCACAAUCGCUGGUGGUGUCGCUGGUAGUGGCGUUGGCCUCCUCACUCGUGGACCUCGCAAUGUCAUCCCAGGAGCCAUCAUGUUCUCGCUCUUUGGUUUCCUUGGCCAAACUGUCUCCAACUCAUACGACAAGACCAAUCUUCCAGCGUCUGACGAACCACAAUUGAACUUAUGGCAGAAAUUUGCCAGCCUCAAAUGGAUGCCCGUCACAGUUCUUAAGGAUGGCGAGUAUGAGGACAUGCUGCGUGAAAAGCAGCUCAAACUCGAAGCAGAGAUUGCUCUUGUGGAUGAGCGCAUUGCAGCGCUGAAAGCCCAGCAUGCUCAAGCUCUUUCUAAGGAGAGUGGUGCUGCAUGA
Messenger RNA from Aureobasidium melanogenum CBS 110374, 621 nucleotides. RefSeq lists its product as uncharacterized. The transcript has 4 exons. Lineage: Eukaryota; Fungi; Ascomycota; Dothideomycetes; Dothideales; Saccotheciaceae. Bases 1 to 621 code for a protein of 206 amino acids. The record is from RefSeq and is a predicted model, not a curated record.